CGCGUCCCCGCCCCGGGCCGGCCCCCGCCCGCCCGCCUGCCUCUGUCCGCCCGGCCGCAUCUUCCUCCGCCUCCCGCCCCGAGGACCAUGUCCAGGCUGAGCUGGGGGUACGGCGAGCACAACGGUCCUGUUCAUUGGAAUGAAUUUUUCCCUAUUGCCGAUGGGGAUCAGCAAUCUCCAAUUGAGAUUAAAACCAAGGAAGUGAAAUAUGACUCUUCGCUCCGACCUCUGACUAUCAAGUAUGACCCCAGCUCAGCUAAAAUCAUCAGUAAUAGUGGCCACUCCUUCAGUGUUGGCUUUGAUGACACGGAGAACAAAUCAGUUCUGCGUGGGGGUCCUCUCACUGGAAGCUACAGGCUACGGCAGUUCCAUCUUCACUGGGGGUCCGCGGACGAUCAUGGCUCCGAGCACGUGGUGGACGGAGUGAGAUAUGCCGCAGAGCUCCAUAUUGUUCAUUGGAAUUCAGACAAAUACCCCAGCUUUGUGGAGGCAGCUCAUGAGCCCGAUGGACUAGCUGUCUUGGGCGUAUUUUUACAGGUGGGUGAACAUAAUUCCCAACUGCAAAAGAUUACUGACACUUUGGAUUCCAUUAAAGAAAAGGGUAAACAAACUCUGUUCACGAAUUUUGACCCCUUAUCUCUGCUUCCUCCAUCCUGGGACUACUGGACUUAUCCUGGUUCCCUGACAGUCCCGCCUCUGCUUGAGAGCGUCACAUGGAUCAUUUUAAAACAGCCUAUAAAUAUCAGCUCUCAACAGCUGGCCAAAUUCCGCACCCUCCUGUGUACAGCGGAGGGCGAAACAGCAGCUUUCUUGUUGAGCAAUCACCGUCCACCACAGCCUCUGAAGGGCAGAAAAGUGAGAGCAUCUUUUCGUUAAAAGUUGUCGCUGGUAGCCCACCCCAGACACAUCUGCAGAGAGAAAACAAGUCACGACAAAACCCACAAAUCCUUGCUAACACCUCUUUCCUAGGAUUCUAAUUCACGGGUACCAUUUUGCUCUCAGCUUCAGCACACGAAGAAAAUCAGAUCUCUUUCAUCAAACUAACUUGACUGACCUGUCUCAGAUUUGCUGUCAUGGGUAUUCAAGCAGUAAACACUGUUUGGUGUGUAUUAAAACCCAUGAAAUGCGUCUGCUUGAACCACCGUGAAAACAUGGCCAGCACUGCAAACCUCAGAAUCUAUUAAAAAUUUUCCCUUGCCAUUGAGACUGAAUCAGUCACAUCCCUCUGUGAUGUUGGGUGAAAAACUUAAAUUCAUUUCCAGAAUGAUAGGAUUCUAAUACUUUUUUCUAUACAAGUGAUUUUGCCUAAUGGCUUGAUAUCAUUCCAAUUCUUAAAAUAUUUUUAUAGAUAAUACUUAAUUAUCUAUAGAUAGUAUAUUUCCUUUUAAAGUGAAUUUUUGUUUUGAUUACGUUGCUGAUUCUCAUUGCGUGAUACCUUUGAUAAAAUGAACAAUGUGAGAGUUAUGGGGGGGUUGGGACAUAGGUAUUUAAAGCGUCUACUCCACAACUCAAAAAUAACCCAUAUGACUUUGGUGAGGAAUUCCUCAGGAUAUAAACAGCUAUUUAAACUUGAAUGAACUGUGCCAUAUAUCACAUUCACUCAGUAAUAUUCAUGAUAAACUGGCUAAUGACUGAUCAGAUGCAAUGCUUGCCAAUUUAUGGCAUCACCAUGGUUUGAAACUAACAGAUUACAAGGUACCCAAGCCACAGAGCUGCCCAGGGGAUGGUGAGCAGUGGCUCGCUUUUGCCCUGUGUUUUGCCGACAGAGCAGGGAGCAAUCCUGUGCUGCCCAUUGCUCUGUCAGCUGAUGGGAAAAAUUACUUGAGUCUCAUAUAAAUGGGCAUCAGUCCACAAACCCUUCCACCCAUUUCCAUCCAAAGCCCAUCUCCCCCUUUAGACGUGUCCUCAGUCUCUUAAGUAAUUUUGUAAGUUGGCUCUUUAGAUUAGUUUUAACCUAUUUUCGCUUGUAUAUUUUUGUUUGUUUGUUUUUGGUGAAGGAGGGUGGGGAAGUUCCUUUUUCUGGUACAGAGUGACACUAAGCAGUAACUUGAUGACCGCAUUUAAGACUUGAACACAUGCUACACUUGUGUCGUCUUCUGAGAGAAGUUUAACUGAGUUUCCUUGAUUUUGAUUAUUUCCUUCAGAUACAUCUCUUCCUCUGGAUGUAGAUUUUGCUAAUUGAGAUUAUUCUGUGAUAGACUUCUUGCUAGGAUAGCUCAGUGUCAGUGACCUGCGUAAUAAUGACUUAUAUGGCUGCAUAUGAUGAGCGCCUGAAGGCUGAGCUGAUACCUUGCUGAUUUUUGUUUUCUCCUCACAGUAUCCAGCUUGAGGGCUGGCAGGAGAUUGACAUAUAGUUAUAUUUAAUGAGUUGAAUACUUUUUAAAGUUUUAUUUAUCUUUGGUAAUUAUCUUGCUAUUUGCGAUCAAAUGCACUAUAAGUCAAUGUAACAAGUAAGAUAUAAGUUUUCUCUUGAAAAUUGUUUCUUCUUAAAGGGAUACUUAUUAAAUCUACCUGUGUAACUGGGAGCUCUAAUGGUUUUAAAAAUACCAAUGUUGAAUGGAAGGUGUUUCUUUUGUUUGGAAAGAUACGUUAUGAAAUAUCAUAGUCUGAGAAAGAAGUCUGUUUUCUCAGAGACAGUAAAUUGCUAUAUGUGGAGGGGGUGUAGGAUGGGGAUUCCCAUUACUGUGUGUAUGAGAAUUACCACUUCGUGACUUACAAUUUAUGCUACAAUAUUGCAUCAGUUCUAUGCUGCACAUUGGACUUUCGUAGACUAAAAAAAGUGUACCAGCACUGAUUUCCUUGAAGAUUGUCUGCUAAUUAAUUUAUCUCUUAGAGGCAAAAGGUCUAAGUGUGUCAAAGUUAUCUUUCGAAAAGAUCAAAUAGUUAUAAAUACUAGUAUAGAUCUCUUUUGUUUUUCCAUAACAUGUAUUGGGUUUAUGUUUGUUAAACAUUUUGAAUUUUAACUUAAAGUGGAUUCAACCACAAUAAAGAAAAUGAGACAAACUUUGAACUUUAUCAGGGACUUGUAUGUACAAGACACAGAAUGAGAUCACAGUUUUACAUCUUUUAUUGAGAAGAUAAUCUCAAACUUACAGGAAAAUUGCAAACACAGUACAAAAACCAUUUUUUUCCUGAAUUAUUUGAGAGUAGGUUGCCAGUCUGCUGCUGUAUCAUCCCACAAGCUUUAGUGUCUAUUUCCUACCAGCUAGGACAUUGUCUUGCACACCGCAAUACAGCUAACACAACUGUGAGAUUGACAUCAUUUCAUUGGUACCACCGAAUCCAUUCGAGAAUAACUGGUUCAUUCAGUUGUCGUGUUUCCUUCUGUUGGGAACCAUUCCUCAGUCUGUCUUUGGUUUUCAUGAUCUUCACACUUUUAAAGAUUAGAGGUGAGUUAUUUUAUAGAAUGUCCCUCAAUUUGGGUUUGUUUGAUGUUUCCUUAUGAUUAAAUUCAGAUUAUGCAUCAUUGGCAGGAAUAUCACAAAAGCAAUGCUCAAUGCUGUGUUCUUCUUCUUCUUCUUCUUCUUUUUUUGGUGAGGAAGAUUGGCCCUGAGCUAACAUCUGUGCCAAUCUUCCUCUAUUUUGUAUGUGGAAUGCUGCCACAGCAUGGCUCGUUGAGCGGUGUGUAGGUCCGUGCCCAGGAUCCAAACCUGUGAACCCCGUGCCACUGAAGUGGAGCAUGUAGAUUUAACCACUAUGCCCCCAGGCUGGCCCCAACUGUGCUCUUCUCAUUGCAUCCUGUCAGGAUAGAAUCCUAUCAGACAACCAAUUUGGAUUUGUCCUCUUAUGGAGAACGUUCAUUUCCGUCCCUUGAUUAAGAUGGUGUGUGCUAUGCUUCUCCAUCGCAAAGUCACUCUUUUAUCCUUUGAAAUUAACAAAUAUUUGUUUGGGGAUGUGCUUGAGAUGAUGUAAAUGUCCUAUUCCUCAUUAAAUCUCUAAUUUAUCCAUUUAUUCCUGAUAUAGACUUAGUGAUUCUUAUUUUAUUCGGUGGGCUGUAAUCUGUUAUCAUUAUCAUCUCAUUUAUCUAUUCUCAUGUGCCCAUUUUUCUUGAUUUGGCCAAUAGGACACCUUCAAGCUGACUUCCGUGUCUUUUUUGACUUGUCCCUACUUCCUUACUUUCUGACAGCAAUAUGAUUUUCCUGGCUCAUCUCAUUCUUUCCCUUCCCCAGCCCAGGAAUCUACCAUUUCUCUAAGGAGCCUUGCUUUCUUUUAGUGGAGAAUAGUAUUAAGAAAACCAAGAUCUGGGUACUAAAUGAUCUCAUUGCUAUUGGAGUCUUGCUACUCCUAGAUCCUUUCCAUGGACAGAGGUUGGGAAUGUGUACACACACACAUACACAUAUGCACACAUACACAUGCAAACAUAAUUUGUUCAUGUUCAACAUCUAUAUUUCUAUAUUUAUCUAUAUUAAAAAUCAUGAUGACACACUCACAUCUCUGAUUUCAGUCCAACACUACAGGGUUCAUUCUGGUUCUCCACUUUCAUAUUUGUAAUUUCCUUCCCCACCAGUGAGAAACCGGGCUUCCAUUAUCCUCCACAUAUGUCCUUAUUUGGCCAGUUCUUCUGUAUGUAUCCAGUAUCCCAUCUCCACCUCUGACCUCUCACCCCCACCUUGCAUGGAUGCCCUUCUCACUCAGCUUGGGCUGCAGUGUCCUGCACUGGGCUGCCUUGUCCCCCCAAGGGAAGGGAAGGGAAGGAAAGGGAAGAGAAGGGAAGGACAAUAGCAAGGUUACAUUGUGAAAGACUCACUGGGCUGUUCACAGGGAAGUUCUUUAUUUCCAACACAAGGUUAUUGAAAAUAUAAUACCUGUACCUAUACACAUUUUAUCGUAAGAGGCUGUGGAAUGGAAUAUUUUGUAAAAGCCUUUUAAUACCUUCUGAGUGGGGCUGCAGAAAAUGUAGGCCAAGGGAUAGUGGUCUCAUUUCAGGGGCUGGAAAGGCACCCUGACCCUUGGAUAAGUACUUCAACUUGCUCUUGUUUCAAAUUCUACUGAAGAAGAUUAAAUUUUUUAUCUUAAGGUUUCAAGACUUAUUGAAAUGCAAACUCCUCUCAAAGGAUAAUUUUUGAAGUCACCACCAGUCAUUUACACUUUGAUCUUUGUACAACAGCUUUUGACGGGAAUAAAGACUGUGGCAGAAGGAAUGUUAACAUGGUAGAAAUGAGUCAAAGUUCUGAGUGUUAGGAUAGUUGAGAUGAACUGGAGCUACUUCACAAUUUUGCCUGCACUCUUCAUUCUUACCUGCACCCUAACCCCUUGCACCAUGACUGAUGUGUGGCAAAUACUCAAUGUUAGUGAAUAGAACACGUUAGUUCUUGUGUUAUUGCAUUAGCUCCCUUCGAUGGGCAUCUCUAUGAAUUAGAUGGAUGGAAACUAUUUCCAAUUAACUUUAUUAGAGGAUGCCACAGAGGUUUGCAAGAAACUUAUGGAAUGUGACCCUGAUGAAUUAGGAUUCAUUGUGAUCACUCUUUCUGACGCAUAGCUUGUCAAUAAUGGAAGCACCAAAUACUGUCUUAUUUGCAACAGAAAUUAAAUUUUUGCUGCCAUACACUAACUCAAAAAUUUUGAUAUUUUCAUUAACUUGACUUGAUAAACUUUAUGUGAAUUAAACCUUGUGAAUUAAACCUUGUCUUUAAAAAAG
This is a messenger RNA of Equus caballus (horse), 5638 nucleotides long. It is a transcript of the gene CA13, whose product is annotated as carbonic anhydrase 13. The record is from RefSeq and is a predicted model, not a curated record. Lineage: Eukaryota; Metazoa; Chordata; Mammalia; Perissodactyla; Equidae. Gene Ontology annotation, molecular function: carbonate dehydratase activity; zinc ion binding.